AUGGCUGAAACUAUCGACGAGGAGAAUCCUACUGAGACGAAAUGCGUCUACGCUGGUACGGGAAACUGUUCUCGAGAAAAAAAUCCGUGCCAUCGAGGAGAGUGUCUAUCGUGCAAGCAUUCGGAGCGUGGUGACGUAUUGCAGUUGUGUAAUGACAACGAGAUGAAAGAUGGAUUCAGGUGUAUAUGUGAACCAGGAUUCAAGCCACCAUACUGCGAAGCAGUUGCCGAUGCAUGCUCCAAUCACCUAUGUGCCAAUGGAGCUUCAUGUAUUGCAAAGACGCCCUUCAACUACGAGUAUGUGAUUUGUUCCAUGAGGGGGUCCGCAUGGGUGGAACAUCGGUGA
Molecule: messenger RNA, 345 nt
Organism: Haemonchus placei
Lineage: Eukaryota; Metazoa; Nematoda; Chromadorea; Rhabditida; Trichostrongylidae
Source: the annotation of a GenBank genome assembly